AUGGUGUCUGCUAAAAGAGAUUCGGUACACGGGGAGGCGACCAAUGGGGAGCAGCAAAUCACAGAACCAAAAGGUCGCAACGAUGCCUUGCUGGCCGAGCAAAAGAUUACCUUUUUAGCCUGCUUCCAGGGCGGCGUUGCCAGCUUGGGAGGCUUCAUUUUUGGAUACAUCAGCGGUCAGAUAUCCGGCUUCUUCCUCAUGCAGGACUUCAAGGAGCGAUUCGGCGAACGGCAACUCGAUGGAUCCUACAACUUCAGCGCCGCCAGGCAAGGCACCAUUGUAGGACUCGUCAGCAUCGGCGCCCUCAUCGGCUCGCUGAUUGCGGGCAAAAUGGCCGACCUCAUCGGCCGCAGGCUGACCAUUUCGGCCGCCGCCUUCUUCACCUGCGUCGGCACCAUCAUCGAGAUAUCGUCCUCGUACCACUGGGCCCAGUUCGCCGUCGGGAGACUGGUCAGCGGCGUGAGCAUCGGCGCCCUGUCCGUCGUCGUGCCCAUGUACCAGUCCGAGUGUGCUCCUGCCGUCAUCCGCGGCGUCAUCGUCGCCUCGUACCAGCUCCUCAUCACCCUGGGCAUCUGGACGGCCGAGAUGGUCAACUGGGGCACCGAGGCCAAGACGGACAGCUCCUCGUGGCGCAUCCCCAACGGCCUGUCCUUUGCCUGGGCUCUCAUCCUCGGUUCCACCAUCUUGUUCAUGCCCGAGAGUCCGCGGUACGACUGCAGCCGCGGCCGCGUCGACCGCGCGCGCCUCGCCAUCGCCAAGCUGUCCGGCCUCGCGCCCGACUCCGAGGGCGUCAACCACCAGCUCGCUGAUAUCCAGAACAAUCUCCACGAGGAGAGCCGAAGCGCCGACCAGUUCCGCCUGAGCGAAAUCUUCACCGCGCCGCGCAUGCUGUAUCGCACCGUUCUCGGCAUCGUUCUCCAGGCCGGCCAGCAACUGACGGGUGCCAACUUCUUCUUCUACUUUGGCACCACCGUCUUUGCCGCCACGGGAAUCAGCAACAGCUACGUGACGCAGAUCAUCCUCGGAUCCGUCAAUGUCUUUUGCACAAUCAUUGCCUUGUGGGUGACGAAGCGGUUCGGCCGUCGCAACACUCUAAUGAUUGGCGCCGCGUGGAUGAUGAUGUGCUUCCUUGUAUACGCCUUUGUCGGCCAUUUCGCCCUCGACCACGACAACCCCAUGAACACACCCAAGGCAGGUUCCGCCCUCGUCACAUUCUCGUGCCUGGCCAUUGCGGCUUUUGCCGUCAGCUGGGGCCCGUUGGUCUGGGCCGUCAAUGCCGAGUUGUACCCCCUUCGUUAUCGCAGCACCUGCAUGGGUCUGGCCACGGCCUCCAACUGGCUAUGGAACUUCCUGAUAUCAUUCUUCACACGAUUCAUCACCGACGAGAUUGACUACCUCUACGGCCUGGUCUUUGCUGGCUGCUGCGCCGCCCUCGUCGUGAUUGUCUUCUUCUUCGUGAUUGAGUCGAAAGACCGCAGUCUGGAAGAGAUUGACACCAUGUAUGUCCAGAAAGUCAAUCCCAUCACGUCUGGCCACACGUCUGGCCACUGGAACACGAAUGACUACCGCCAGGACAUCAGGAGGCGCAGCGAGGCUCAAACCGAGACGGACUAA
Metarhizium brunneum ARSEF 3297 is the source of this 1614-nucleotide messenger RNA. It is a transcript of the gene HXT1, whose product is annotated as Low-affinity glucose transporter HXT1. NCBI's taxonomy places the organism in Eukaryota, Fungi, Ascomycota, Sordariomycetes, Hypocreales, Clavicipitaceae. Gene Ontology annotation, biological process: carbohydrate transport; transmembrane transport. The record is from RefSeq and is a predicted model, not a curated record. Gene Ontology annotation, cellular component: plasma membrane. Gene Ontology annotation, molecular function: carbohydrate:proton symporter activity.